GGUCUCUGUUUCCUCCUGCAAAGUUUUCUUUGGUGAAUUUAGUUGAAAUUUAGUAGUUGACCGUAACGGAUGAAAAGUUCCAAUUAGCGGAUCUGUGUUCAAUGUAUGCAUACUUUUGCUAAAACGCAAAAUUUAAAACAUACGACGCGUAUAUCAACCUAAAGUAAUUCCAAUUAUACAUACCACGCAAACAACUAAUAACAACCGCAGCGGAUAAUAUUGUAACUACCCUAAAAUCAAUCCUCAACACAACUAUAACAAAAAUGGCCGAUCAACUAACGGAGGAACAAAUUGCCGAAUUCAAAGAGGCUUUCUCGCUAUUUGAUAAAGACGGCGACGGCACUAUUACAACAAAGGAAUUGGGAACAGUCAUGCGCUCCCUGGGGCAGAAUCCUACAGAGGCUGAGCUGCAGGACAUGAUAAACGAGGUCGAUGCCGACGGCAAUGGAACAAUUGACUUCCCUGAAUUCCUUACAAUGAUGGCACGUAAAAUGAAGGACACCGAUAGCGAAGAGGAAAUCCGGGAAGCCUUCAGAGUUUUCGACAAGGAUGGCAAUGGCUUUAUUUCGGCAGCCGAGUUGCGUCAUGUGAUGACAAAUUUAGGCGAGAAAUUAACAGACGAAGAGGUCGAUGAGAUGAUACGCGAAGCUGAUAUCGAUGGCGAUGGUCAGGUCAAUUACGAAGAAUUCGUGACUAUGAUGACAUCGAAGUGAAGCGUAACUCAUUAUUUCCUUAUAAGUCUAUAUAUUUUUUUAAGACGAAGACUGUAGCUGCGCGCAACGACAUCGCGCCACGCUGUUGCUAUGGGCCCCAGUUAAAUAUCUUAAAAAACCUAAUAUAAAAAGUUCAGAAAAACCAGAAGGAAACAUUUGAAAAUUAAUUAAAUCCCUACACUUACUAGCAAAAAAGAAAGUUUGAGCAGGUAUACAUAAAAUUUCCGAGAUAUUUUCAUGGACAACAAGAACACGAUUUUAAGGCAAAAGCAAUGGAGUUACCGUUAAACCAACAGCUACAAUAGGAAUAGAAAUAUAGAGCAGAGAACUUAUAAGUAAAUAAUUACUACCACAACUACACUUACUACAGGCCAUCAAUAGUUACGCAGGGCAUACUGCGAUUCGUGUGAGUUUUUGAUAACACCUGUGUGCAAAAUGAGUUCGAUACAUGUAAGGAAAUUUUGUUCAUGUCGUUAAAAAUAGUAAACAAAAGAAAAUGUUAAGAAUUUAACGUAAUUGCGGAAAUGGGAAAUUUAUAUUAAAACCACAAUACAAACACGAUAUACUGCACACACAAACCACACACAUGUCAAAAAUAAAAUAUAUUAUAAAUACGACAUAUUA
This is a messenger RNA of Scaptodrosophila lebanonensis, 1337 nucleotides long. RefSeq names its product calmodulin. Lineage: Eukaryota; Metazoa; Arthropoda; Insecta; Diptera; Drosophilidae. Gene Ontology annotation, molecular function: enzyme regulator activity; calcium ion binding. The transcript has 5 exons. The record is from RefSeq and is a predicted model, not a curated record. Bases 264 to 713 code for a protein of 149 amino acids.